Linum trigynum is the source of this 5482-nucleotide messenger RNA. The record is from the annotation of a GenBank genome assembly. Lineage: Eukaryota; Viridiplantae; Streptophyta; Magnoliopsida; Malpighiales; Linaceae.
UCUCUCUAUUCUUAAAAUCCGCUCAUAGUUAUACAAAAUCAAGUUGCCCGACACUCACUUAAUUAUCAUCGAACACAUGUUCUAUUCAAGAUUUGAAAAAUAAGAACUAUUAUCGGGUAAGUGAAAGUGUGAAACACAAAAUUGUUUACAAUACGAAGAGACUUUACGAUAAUCCCGAACCAGGAUAUAUACUUGGCUCAUAUUCUUCUGGUUUGCAAAGGGUUACCAGAUUCCAUAUCUAGCCAACCACGUCCUAACAUAAAUUGUGUCCAAAUCCAUAACGUUUUCCGUUUAUCCACAUUCAAACGGUAGUUAGGCGCAAAAUCAAUAUUAUAACAAGAUAAACAUUAAUUAAUUAUAUUAUUAUUACCAUUUUCCCGCUUGUAACAAUGUAUCUGGUUUUCUUAUAAUAGUAACUCAAAAAUUUGCCCCGAGUUCAUCUUUUGCUCGAACCAAAAAUCAAUGAACUGCAGCGACCAAUCCGCAAAGUUCGAUCCUUUCUGAGUUCCCAAAAGAAAUUAACCAAAUGGGUUGCCGCCAAUUCUUCCUCUGCUUAACCCUUUUGUUAUUUCUGGUCGCCGGCGACGAAAGUUCCGAGCUUUCGAACGAGCGAGCUGCCCUGCUGGAGUUCAAGUCCGGCGUCGUCAGUUCGCACCCUGUAGACCGCCUGGCGAGCUGGGGAAGUUCCUCUGCUUUACCCGUCUGCAACUGGACGGGAGUGGAGUGCAGCAACAAUGCCGGAAAUUCCCGCCAGAUUGUGCAGAUUGAUCUCAGUGGAAUGUCACUCCACGGCACGAUUUCUGCUUCUCUGUCCAACAUUUCCUCUCUGUUGGUCCUUGAUCUGUCUCACAACUUCUUUCGAGGCAGGAUUCCAUGGCAGCUGGGCCGGAUUCCCCAUCUCAAGCAGCUGAGCCUGUCGUGGAACUUGCUGGAAGGCGGGAUCCCUCCGGAGUUAGGGUUUCUCAGGGAGCUCGUCUACCUCGAUUUGGGCAGCAACAAGCUGUUCGACGAAAUUCCUCAACCACUUUUCUGCAACGGGUCUUCGGCUCUGGAGUAUGUCGACCUCUCCAACAAUUCGUUGUCAGGAGAAAUCCCUCUGAAGGGCCACGGCUGCGAGCUUACACGGUUAAGGUUCCUUCUGCUUUGGUCUAACAAGCUCGUGGGGACCAUUCCUCCUUCCCUGUCCAAAUCGACAGACCUCGAAUGGCUGGAUGUGGAAUCGAAUAACCUUACAGGGGAAUUGCCGUCAGAGAUUGUAAGCAAGAUGCCUAAACUGCAGUUUCUGUAUCUCUCCUACAACAAGUUCGUCACUCAGGAUGGAAACACCAAUCUUUCGCCAUUUCUGUCUGCUUUGGUUCGUGCUGAAAACUUGCAAGAGCUCGAGCUAGCUGGAAAUGGUCUCGGCGGAGAGAUCCCUCCUAUUAUUGGCGAUCUCUCGACCAACCUUGUACAGAUUCACUUGGAUCAGAACCUUCUCUAUGGUCCAAUCCCACCUCAAAUUUCCAACCUUGUCAAUUUAACACUCCUGAACCUUUCAGCUAACCUUCUCAAUGGCACGAUUCCAUUGGAGCUUUGUCGAAUGGCAAAGCUCGAGCGGCUCUAUCUCUCGAAUAAUUCGAUCUCUGGCGAGAUCCCAGCAGAGUUUGGCAACUUGCCCCAUUUGGGUCUCCUUGACCUGUCGAAGAAUGAGCUGUCAGGUUCGAUUCCUGACAGCUUUGCAAACCUUUCUCAGUUGAGAAGGCUGCUGCUCUACGAGAACAGGCUGUCGGGUACUAUUCCUAGGAGUUUGGGGGAGUGUGUAAAUCUGGAGAUUCUGGAUUUGGCGAGGAAUGAGAUUUCUGGGGGGAUUCCUGGUGAGGUUGCUGGGUUAAGGAGCUUGAAGCUGUACUUGAAUUUGUCCGGGAAUUAUUUGGAUGGGGCUCUGCCGUUGGAGCUGAGUAAGAUGGAUAUGGUGCUAGCUAUUGAUCUGUCGUCGAACAAUAUCUCCGGUACAAUUCCGUCGCAGCUUGGAAGCUGCAUUGCUCUGGAGUUUCUGAACCUUUCAGGAAACUCCAUGGAAGGUCCUCUUCCUGCUUCUAUAGGGAAGCUGCCUUACCUGAAAUCACUGGAUGUCUCUUCAAACCAGUUGAAUGGUUCAAUCCCACAGACACUGCAGACAUCUCUAACUCUCAAGCAACUCAACUUCUCUUUCAACAUGUUCUCGGGCAACAUAUCGAACAACGGAAGCUUCUCCUCCUUAACCAUGGAAUCCUUCAUGGGAAAUCAAGCUCUCUGUGGAACAAUCAAAGGAAUGCACAGCUGCAAGAAGAAGAAGCAUCCCUAUAACUCCAUCACCAUGCCUCUCAUUGUCUCACUAUUUGCUGUCUUCUCCCUAUGCCUAUUCGUCUACCGGUCCAUUUCCAAGUCCAAGCUCAGAAGCCAGCUGGGCAUAUUCAGUCGACAGGAUGAUAUGGACUAUGACGAGGAGAAAGGGAAGAAGAAUGAUCACAAGUACCCAAGAAUCUCAUACAAGCAACUCAUCCAAGCAACCGGAGGGUUCAACCCAUCAACCCUGAUCGGGUCGGGCAGGUUUGGUCAGGUCUACAAGGGAGUUCUUCAGGACAACACAAGGAUAGCUGUCAAGGUUUUGGAUUCAAAGACAGCAGGGGAAAUCAAAGGAGGAAGCUUUAAGAGGGAAUGCCAAGUCCUGAGAAGAACGAGGCACAGGAAUUUGAUCAGGAUCAUUACGACGUGCAGCAGACCGGGUUUUAAUGCUUUGGUUUUCCCUCUGAUGACGAAUGGUAGCCUGGAGAGGCAUCUGUACCCCAGCCAUGGUUUGAAUCCUGGUUUGAGUUUGGUACAGCUGAUUGGGAUUUGCCGUGAUGUGGCGGAAGGGGUGGCUUACUUGCACCAUCACUCGCUAGUUAGAGUUGUGCACUGUGAUCUUAAGCCGAGUAAUAUCCUGCUGGAUGAUGACAUGACUGCUUUGGUCACUGAUUUUGGGAUAUCGAAGCUGGUUAAUGGUGUUGAUGAGCUGAAGUUGGUUGAUGAUUCGGUUUCGUUCGAGUCGACUGAUGGACUAUUGUGUGGUUCGCUCGGCUACAUAGCUCCUGAGUAUGGAAUGGGGAAGAGGGCUUCAACCCAAGGAGAUGUGUACAGCUUUGGAGUUCUGUUACUUGAGAUCAUCACAGGAAGGAGGCCAACUGAUGUUCUCUUCCAUGAAGGUUCAAACUUGCAUGAAUGGGUGAAGAGCCAGUACCCGCACAAGCUCAGCCCCAUUGUUGAACAGGCGAUCCUUCGAUACGCGGCAAUGGCAUUGCCUUCAUCUCUGAACUCGGUUUGGGAAGAUGCAAUCCUGGAGAUGAUCGAUUUGGGUCUGAUGUGCACCCAAUACAACCCUUCAACAAGGCCAACCAUGGUGGAUGUAGCCCAUGAGAUGGGUAAGCUCAAGGACUAUGUCACUAGUCCUCCUUCGCUGCUGAUUCAAGCCACGCAAUCUAAACUUGAUGCUGCUGCAUCAUCGAUCAAAGCACCGGUUAACUUAUGAAGUUUCCUCUGAAAAAAGUCCAGUUACCAGUCUUGUGAUAUGAUGUAAUUCAUUUGGUUCAUUGUUGUUGGUCCCAAGUUUCACUAGAGCUAUUCCACCAUCAAUUUUGUCUGAGUGCUACAUUUGUUGUAAAUAUGCAGAUAGGACAUUGUUCGAUGAUUUGGGUUUCGGAAAUUUUUUUUACCAAGAAGAAAAGAGUAAGAGGGAAAAUGAGUAAUCUCACAAUGUUAGUGUUGUGGUAUAUGAUCCACGAUUGAACCUCUCCCAACAACUCGAGUUAUUGGGAUCAACUGGUUUAUGACAUGGUAUCAGAGCCUUAUGUGAUCAAGAGGUCUUGUGUUCGAUUCCCGGUGACCCCCAUUUGUUAAGCACAUGGUAUUUUUGUCUUCAAACCUGUGCAAACUUCAAGCCCUUGUGAGUGGUUUUCGUUUGAGGGGGCGCGUUAGUGUUGUGGUAUAUGUUGCACGAUUGAACCUCUACCAACAACUCGAGUUAUUGGGAUCAACUGGUUUAUUACACACAAGACACGAGAUGAAAGUGGCUUAUUAAUUGUGUUAUGUCGGUUCAAAUUGAUUGUGUUUUUAUUAUAAUUUUUUUUUAAGUUACAUCUAAGGGUAAGUGGAAUAUGGACUGGUCUAGAAUCAUAUUGAACUGAUAUAGUACAUACUAAAAAAAUAAAGAGAAAAUGAGGAUUAUAACCUGAUCAAACAAGCACAAACUCUAAUUCAAUCUCUAUCCUAACCAACAUACAUGAAUAUUGGAUCUUUGUCUAAGGGAAUAUAACAAUAAAUUUCAAUCAAAUGGGUCAUUCACUCGAUAGAAUAUAAAGAGAACUAAAUAAGUUUUCAAUUUUAGAACAUAAAACAGGAUUAAAUUAUACAUUAUUCUUUUCUAACUCAUAUAUGAAUCUCGUCGAAUUUAAAAUAUUAUCAUAUACAAUCCUUGUUAAAAAUACAAAAUCAAUAUUGAAGAAAAUAUAUAGUCGUAUUAAUGCUCAAACUUCUCACACAACCCUCCAACACUACAUCACCAAAACCUAAAAAAUACUCACUUAUCGAUAUCCUGACACGCCAAAUAUUCUUCUGAUUACCCCGUAUAAUAACAAAAUUUUACAUUCUGGAACUUACUAGUUGGAUCAUUCAUCCUCACCCCCACCUAACUCCUCAAUCUCUUGCCAAAGGGUUACACUUGCAAUGUCACUGUCACAAAGGGUUGCCUCACCAGAUAAGAUUGAAGAGAUGAAUCGUGGUACCAUAUUUCUGCCUAACCAUAUAACAAAAGAUGGUCACCUUUUUACACCGUCCAAUUGAGUUCUUUAUUCCUACAAACAUUCCCCUCCUUUAUCAGUUGAUUAAAACCCUAUAAGAAAACCUCAAUCAGCCAACCAAACCAUUGGCUUUUUCCUCUUUGCUGAUGUCUCUCCAAUAAACACAAUAUUUUAGCAGAUUGGUGAUGUCUGAAUCAUGGUUCAACUAAGCAUGCAAAAACCAACCACAAGCCAUCCAUGGCUGAGAAACCAAUCUCUCUCUCUGUUUCUCUUUAACUGUCCACUUCACUCCUGAAAACCCACACUGCCACCUGCAAUUUUGAGCUCAGCAGCAUGCUGUGCUGGUUUUCACAGAACCCUCCACUACUGAAGUUCCCCUUUCUGCCUACUUUUGGCCUGUGUACAUGAUUGGAGCUUGCCUAAACCAUUGUUGUCAAGUUUGCCCUAGAGAGCAUAGCCUUUUUUGGCUAGCUGCAACUAGGUCAACUUGUGCCCUAUGGUUAAGGUUGAGUUGGGAACAGCACCAAAGUCAACUUUGGAGCUUGUUGUGACCUAGAGUAGUAUCAGCCAUGGAAGAUAGGGGAGAUGAUUUGGGGACUUUUUGAACCCAUGAUUCUUAAGUAUAUAUGUAGCUUUGGGGGAGAUGAUGCGGAGCCAUUUUAAGGAUUCAAUUAAUUGUAAAAAUACAC